CAGGCUCUGUACUGUCAGCAUGGACCCUGAUGUGGGCCUUGAACUCAUGAACUGUGACAUGACCCGAGCAGAAGUCUGACACCUAACUGAGCCACCCAGGUGCCGUGGAGAAGCCAUGGAGCUGACCAGCAAGAAGAAGCUGCACGCCCUGUCCCUGGCCGAGAAGAUCCAGGUGCUGGAACUGCUGGAUGAGUCCAAGAUGUCCCAGUCGGAGGUGGCCCGGCGCUUCCAGGUCUCCCAGCCCCAGAUCUCACGCAUCUGCAAGAAUAAGGAGAAGCUGCUGGCGGACUGGUGCAGCGGCACGGCCAACCGGGAGCGCAAGCGCAAGCGGGAGUCCAAGUACAGCGGGAUUGACGAGGCCCUGCUCUGCUGGUACCACAUCGCCCGGGCCAAGGCCUGGGACGUGACGGGGCCCAUGCUGCUCCACAAAGCCAAGGAGCUGGCCGACAUCAUGGGCCAGGAUUUCGUCCCCAGCAUUGGCUGGCUGGUCCGCUGGAAACGCCGCAACAAUGUGGGCUUCGGGGCCCGGCACGUACUGGCGCCUCCGUUCCCCCCCGAGCCACCUCCCCCAGGCCCCACGUCCCAGGCCCAGCCUCCUCUUUCUCUCAAGGACUUCUCCCCCGAGGACGUUUUCGGCUGCGCCGAAGUGCCUCUGCUGUACCGGGCAGUGCCCGGCAGAGGGGGCGCGCGCGACCGGGUGCAGGUGCUGCUGUGCGCCAACAGCAGAGGCACCGAGAAGCGGCGCGUGUGGGUCAGCGGGCUCCGGGCCGCGCCAACGUGCCUCUUCGGGGUCAGCGGUGCGGCUCUGCCGGCCUCCUACCACCCCGACCUGGGCGUCCCCUGGUCAGAGUGGCUGGCCCAGUUUGACAGGGACAUGGCGCGGCAAGGCCGACAGGUGACCCUGCUGCUGGCCGCCCGGGUGGCGGAGGGGUUGGCCGGCCGGCCCGGGCUCCGCCACGUGCGGCUCCUGCCUCUGGCCGCCGACGGCAGCACGCCUUCGCUGCCCGGCUCCGUGGUCCGGGCCUUCAGGACCCACUACCGGCACCGCCUGCUGGGCAAGCUGGCUGCCGUCCGGAGCAAGAGGGCCGGCGCCUCGCUGGCCGAGGCCGCGGCGGGCAUCACCGUGCUGGACGCGCUGCACAUGGCGGCGGCCGCCUGGGCCAAGGUGCCCCCCCAGCUCAUCGGGAGCAGCUUCGUCCGGGAAGGGCUGGCUCCCUGCAAGAUGUCCCCGUCCCCCGACCAAGCCUCCGAGAUGCCGCCGGUCCCCGGCGGGCUGAGCCUCGAGGAGUUUUCCCGCUUUGUGGACCUGGAGGGUGAGGAGCCCGCGUCUGGGGGGUGCAAGGAGGAGACGGGCACUGAGGACGAGGCGGGGGCCGGAGAGGACGGCCUCGGGCCCCUGCCCACCAAAGCCGACGCCCUCCGGGCACUGGGCACGCUGAGGAGGUGGCUGGAGUGCAACGGCACCUCCCCUGAGCUCUUUGAAAAAUUCUACGCCUGCGAGGAGGAGGUGGAGCGUCUCUGCGGCUCGUGAGGGGCCCCCCCCUUGCUGCUGGCCGGGCUCCCCCCCCCUCCUGUUUCCCAUGGAAACGCCCUCGCUAGGAAGGCGGGCUGGAGGCUGGGCUCUUUCCCGUGGAAAUGGAGCUUCGGGAGAGGUGUGGAAGGGAGACAAGCGGUGGAGACCGAGUCGAAGGCCGGAGAGAAGGUCGCCCCAGCCUCCAGAAGAGGGUUCUGAAGAUGGGGCGCGCGGGGCGGGGUGUGAGGCUAGCGUGUCGUUUCUCAACCUCCAGGGAGGCCGGGACCUGGGAAGGAAGAAUUGAGGCUUUACGGACAGGCCGAUCCCUGGAACUCUGUGUCGGAAACAGGUCUGCUUCUGGAAAUAAAGUUUUUUAAUCAGAAGAGAGGUCGGGGUGUCGUUUUCAUGGAAAAGGGGCGAAA
Panthera uncia (snow leopard) is the source of this 1935-nucleotide messenger RNA. It is a transcript of the gene TIGD3, whose product is annotated as tigger transposable element derived 3. The record is from RefSeq and is a predicted model, not a curated record. The transcript has 2 exons. Gene Ontology annotation, molecular function: DNA binding. Gene Ontology annotation, cellular component: nucleus. The coding region runs from base 116 to 1531 and encodes 471 amino acids. Lineage: Eukaryota; Metazoa; Chordata; Mammalia; Carnivora; Felidae.